Messenger RNA from Rhinocladiella mackenziei CBS 650.93, 516 nucleotides. RefSeq lists its product as uncharacterized. The transcript has a single exon. The record is from RefSeq and is a predicted model, not a curated record. NCBI's taxonomy places the organism in Eukaryota, Fungi, Ascomycota, Eurotiomycetes, Chaetothyriales, Herpotrichiellaceae. Bases 1 to 516 code for a protein of 171 amino acids.
AUGAGUGCAGGAAGAGCCCAUCUAUACAUCUAUCUACGCGGUGUACGUGAGCAAGUGUUGCAGAAUGAGUCGGUUUGUUGCGAACGACAGGCCACCAAUUGUUCAACAGUGGGUGCAUUCGAUGCGGCGAUUCAAAAUGGUUCUAAUCAAACCAUUCAAGAUCACUACCCCAAUAAGAAGUGUUGUUAUGGAUAUAACAAGAAAAGACACUUUCAGGCCAUUGAAAUGGGAGCAGAAGCAAUUAUCUGUGAUGAUGAAUCAACUGACAGUGGGCCUCAAAAGCUCGUACUGGAUUCAUCAACUGCGUCCAGAGAGUCCUAUGAAAAAGGUAUCAAGACCACUGUUGAUGCCGCAUAUCAUCAAAUUCAAAGUCCUAAUCAGAUCAGCAGGAGCAAUGGUUCUGAUGAGCAUGUCAACGAUUUCGUCCAGAUCAAUAGCCUGGAAAAAGGCUACAAGUUUAAGAUCAUCAAGAUCUAUGGCGGGAUCAAUAAGGAUCUCGUGCACAAGGCCUUUUGA